AUGAACUUAUUCACUCCAUUUACAUUAGGAUCAAUUCAAUGCCAAAAUCGUAUAGGAAUGGCAGCCAUGAGUAGAUAACGAUGCGAUAACAAAGAAAUGAUACCCACUGCGAUGAUGAAAUGCACUGCAGGAUUUAUAAUUACUGAAGGUUUGCCAUUAAAUUUAGAUUCGAUUGCAUAAGAAGGAUCAUCUGCUAUUUUUAAUAUCAAAUAAGCUGAAGCUUGGGCUCAAAUCGUAUCUGAAUUGCAUGAGAAGGGCUGUAAAAUAAUAGCAUAAUUAUGGCAUUGUGGUCGAGUUACAAAUUAUGUAAACAAUCCAUUGGCGCCAUCUGCAAUUAAAAUUAAGAAUAGUAAAUACAAUCAACCUAAAGAAAUGAGUCUUGAUGAAAUUCAAUUAGUUAUUAAGUAAUAUUUAGAAUGUUCUAAAUUAAUUUAAUCUGCAGGUUUUGAUGGAAUUGAAAUUUAAGCCAGUAGUGGAUACUUAUUGGAUUCCUUUCUAAAGUCUUCAGCAAACAAAAGGAAAGAUCAAUAUGGUGGUAGUUUUGAGAAUAGAUGCCGCAUUAUCUUAGAAAUAGUCGAUCAACUAAAAACAGUGUUUGAUCCCUAAAGGAUGGGUGUCAAGAUUUCUCCCAUUACAAGAUAAUAUGACACUUAUGAUCCAAAUCCGAAAGAGUUAUACAAAUAUCUGCUAGAAUAACUUGAUCUGAGAAAUGUGGGAUUCAUUGAAAUUAGAGAUGACGAUUAUCCUGAGAACUGGUUGGAUUUUGGUUAUCCAUCAUCUAAAUCUGAUAUCGCAAACGUCUUUUAAUUUUGUAGACCACUAUUUAAAGGUUAGAUAAUAGGGAAUGGAAAAGUCACACCUGAGAUGGGAAAUGAAUUAAUACAGAAACAAAUUUGUGAUGGUAUCAGUUUCGGAAGAUUGUUUACAUCAAAUCCUGAUUUAGUGGAUAAAUUAAAGACUGGACAGAAAUUGAAUGAAGUAGAUAAUUCAACUUUGCUUAGUCAAGGACCAAAGGGAUAUAUAUAUUGAAAAUGAUUUGGAUACUAUUGAUAUAUAUAUAUAUAGAUAUGAAAUAAUAUACACACAGCAAAA
Paramecium tetraurelia is the source of this 1092-nucleotide messenger RNA. RefSeq lists its product as uncharacterized. The transcript has 3 exons. NCBI's taxonomy places the organism in Eukaryota, Ciliophora, Oligohymenophorea, Peniculida, Parameciidae. Gene Ontology annotation, molecular function: FMN binding; oxidoreductase activity. The record is from RefSeq and is a predicted model, not a curated record.